AUGAGCCAGUUUCAGGUGCCCCUGGUGGUCCAGCCGGACCUGCCAGGCCUUUAUGACUUUCCUCAGGGCCAGGUGAUGGUAGGGGGCUUCCCAGGGCCUGGGAUCCCCAUGGCCGGGAGUGAGCCCCAGCUCCGAGGGGGUGGAGAUGGGCGAAAGAAGCGGAAACGGUGUGGUAUUUGUGAGCCCUGCCGGCGGCUGGAAAACUGCGGGGCUUGCACUAGCUGUACCAACCGCCGCACGCACCAGAUCUGCAAACUGCGCAAGUGUGAGGUGCUGAAGAAAAAAGUGGGGCUUCUCAAGGAGGUGGAAAUAAAGGCUGGUGAAGGAGCCGGGCCGUGGAGACAAGGAGCGGCUGUCAAGACAGGCUCAGAGCUCAGCCCAGUUGAUGGACCUGUUCCAGGUCAGAUGGACUCAGGGCCAGUAUACCAUGGGGACUCACAGCCACUAAGCGCCACAGGGGCGCCGGUCAAUGGUGCUAGAGAGCCCGCUGGACCCAAUCUGCUGGGUGCUGGGGGUCCUUGGCGGGUAGACCAAAAGCCCGACUGGGAGGCUGCCCCAGGCCCAGCUCAUACUGCUCGCCUGGAAGAUGCCCACGAUUUGGUGGCCUUUUCGGCUGUGGCCGAAGCUGUGUCCUCUUAUGGGGCCCUUAGCACCCGGCUCUAUGAAACCUUCAACCGUGAGAUGAGUCGCGAGGCUGGGAACAACAGGGGCCCCCGGCCAGCUCCCGAGAGCUGCUCCGCUGCUGGCAGCGAAGACCUUGACACAUUGCAGGCAGCACUGACCCUUGCACGGCAUGGCAUGAAACCACCCAACUGCAACUGCGAUGGCCCUGAGUGUCCUGACUACCUCGAGUGGCUGGAGGGGAAGAUCAAGUCUGUGGUCAUGGAAGGAGGGGAGGAGCGGCCCAGACUCCCAGGGCCUCUGCCUCCUGGUGAGACUGGCCUCCCAGCACCAAGCUCCAGGCCGCUCCUCAGCUCUGAGACCCCCCAGUUACCUCCCCCAGAGGGCCUACCCCUGUCCCAGAGUGCCCUGCCCCUGUCCCAGAGUGCCCUGCCCCUGUCCCAGAGUGCCCUGAGCAUCGCCAAGGAAAAAAACAUCAGCCUGCAGACCGCCAUCGCCAUCGAGGCCCUCACACAGCUCUCCUCUGCUCUUCCCCAGCCUUCUCAUUCCACCCCCCAGGCUUCUUGUCCCCUCCCUGAGGCCUUGUCCCCUCCUGCCCCUUUCAGAUCUCCCCAAUCUUACCUUCGGACGCCCUCGUGGCCUGUGGUUCCCACUGAAGAACACCCGUCCUUUGCUCCUGACAGCCCUGCCUUCCCUCCGGCCACUCCGAGAACUGAGUUUCCCGAAGCCUGGGGCACCGACACCCCGCCAGCAACACCCCGAAGCUCCUGGCCCAUGCCCCGCCCCAGCCCCGACCCCAUGGCUGAACUGGAACAGUUGCUGGGCAGCGCCAGUGAUUACAUCCAGUCAGUGUUUAAGCGGCCUGAGGCCCUGCCCUCCAAGCCCAAGGUCAAGGUGGAGGGGCCCUCUUCCUCUCCAGCCCCCUCUCCAGCCCCUGCUCUCCAGAGGGAGGUUCCUCCCCCACCCUCCGAGCCUGAUGCCCACCAGAAGGCCCAGACUGCCCUGCAGCAGCACCUGCACCACAAGCGCAACCUCUUCCUGGAACUGGCCCACGACGCCUCCUUCCCCCCUCCCUCAGAGCCUCCUGCUCCUGGCUGGUGGGCCCCGCCAAGCUCGCCGGCCCCACGGCCUCCCGACAGACCACCCAAGGAGAAGAAGAAGAAGCCCCCCACAACAGCCGGAGGUCCCGUGGGAGCAGAGAAGGCUGCCCCUGGGAUCAAGCCCAGUGUCCGGAAGCCCAUUCAGAUCAAGAAGUCCAGGCCCCGGGAAGCACAGCCCCUCUUCCCACCCAUUCGGCAGAUUAUCCUGGAAGGGCUGCGGUCCCCAGCUGCUGAGGAGGUGCAGGCACAACCACCUGCCCCUCCCCCUGCCUCACAGGUCUCGACUGUCCCCCUGCCCCCAGAACCUUCUCUUGCGCUAUUUGCACCUAGUCCCUCCGGGGACAGCCUGCUGCCCCCUACUCAGGAAAUGAGGUCCCCCAGCCCCAUGGCAACCCUGCAGCCAGGCUCCACCGGCCCUCUUCCCCCUGCCGAUGACAAGCUGGAAGAGCUCAUCCGACAGUUUGAGGCUGAAUUUGGGGAUAGCUUUGGGCUUCCCGGCCCCCCUUCUGUGCCCAUUCAGGACCCUGAGAACCAGCCAACGUGUCUCCCAGCCCCCGAGAGCCCCUUUGCUACCCGCUCCCCCAAGCAAAUCAAGAUUGAGUCUUCGGGAGCUGUGACUGUGCUUUCAACCACCUGUUUCCAUUCAGAGGAGGGAGACCAGGAGGCCACACCCACCAAGGCUGAGAACCCACUCACACCCACCCUCAGUGGCUUCUUGGAGUCACCUCUUAAGUACCUGGACACACCCACCAAGAGUUUGCUGGACACACCUGCCAAGAGAGCCCAGGCCGAGUUCCCCACCUGUGACUGCGUCGAACAAAUAGUGGAGAAAGAUGAAGGUCCUUAUUAUACUCACCUGGGAUCUGGCCCCACGGUAGCCUCUAUCCGGGAACUCAUGGAAGAGCGGUAUGGAGAGAAGGGGAAAGCCAUCCGGAUCGAGAAGGUCAUCUACACCGGGAAGGAGGGGAAGAGCUCCCGUGGCUGCCCCAUUGCAAAGUGGGUGAUCCGCAGGCACACGCUGGAGGAGAAGCUGCUUUGCCUGGUGCGGCACAGGGCAGGUCACCACUGCCAGAAUGCCGUGAUCGUCAUCCUCAUCCUGGCCUGGGAAGGCAUCCCCCGUAGCCUCGGAGACACCCUCUACCAAGAGCUCACCGAUACCCUCCGGAAGUACGGGAACCCCACCAGCCGGAGAUGCGGCCUCAACGAUGACCGGACCUGCGCUUGCCAAGGCAAAGACCCUAACACCUGUGGUGCCUCCUUCUCCUUUGGCUGUUCCUGGAGCAUGUACUUCAAUGGCUGCAAAUAUGCUCGGAGCAAGACACCUCGCAAGUUCCGCCUUGCUGGGGACAAUCCCAAAGAGGAAGAAGUGCUCCGGAAGAGUUUCCAGGACCUGGCUACUGAAGUUGCCCCCCUGUACAAGCGGCUGGCCCCUCAGGCCUAUCAGAACCAGGUAACCAAUGAGGAAAUAGCGAUCGACUGCCGCCUAGGGCUGAAGGAAGGGCGACCCUUCGCGGGGGUCACCGCCUGCAUGGACUUCUGUGCCCACGCCCACAAGGACCAGCAUAACCUCUACAAUGGGUGCACCGUGGUCUGCACCCUCACUAAGGAAGACAAUCGCUGUGUGGGCAAGAUUCCCGAGGAUGAGCAGCUGCACGUUCUCCCUCUGUACAAGAUGGCCAGCACGGAUGAGUUUGGCAGCGAGGAGAACCAGAAUGCCAAGGUGGGCAGCGGGGCCAUCCAGGUGCUCACCGCUUUCCCCCGCGAGGUCCGACGCCUGCCUGAGCCUGCCAAGUCUUGUCGCCAGCGGCAGCUGGAAGCUAGAAAGGCGGCAGCCGAGAAGAAGAAGAUGCAGAAGGAGAAACUGAGCACUCCAGAGAAGAUCAAGCAGGAGGCCCUGGAGCUGGCGGGUGUCCCGACUGACCCAGGCCUGUCUCUGAAAGGUGGGUUGUCCCAGCAAGGCCUGAAGCCCUCCCUCAAGGUGGAGCCCCAGAACCACUUCAGCUCCUUCAAGUACAGCGGCAACGCAGUGGUGGAGAGCUACUCAGUGCUGGGCAACUGCCGGCCCUCUGACCCCUACAGCAUGAAUAGCGUGUAUUCCUACCACUCCUACUAUGCACAGCCCAGCCUGACCUCUGUCAACGGCUUCCACUCCAAGUAUGCUCUUCCGUCGUUUGGCUACUAUGGCUUUCCAUCCAGCAACCCGGUCUUCCCCUCCCAGUUCCUGGGUCCUGGUGCCUGGGGGCACAGUGGCAGCAAUAGCAGUUUUGAGAAGAAGCCAGACCUCCAUGCUCUGCACAACAGCCUAAGCCCGGCCUACGGUGGUGCUGAGUUUGCCGAGCUGCCCAGCCAGACUGUUCCCACGGAUGCCCACCACCCCACUCCUCACCACCAGCAGCCUGCUUAUCCAGGCCCCAAGGAGUAUCUGCUUCCCAAGGCCCCCCAGAUCCACCCGGUGUCCAGGGACCCCUCUCCCUUUGUUCAGAGCUCCAAUUGCUACAACAGAUCCAUCAAGCAAGAGCCAGUCGACCCCUUGAUCCAGGCUGAAUCUGUACCCAGAGACAUGGGUAAGAUGGGCAAAACACCUUUGCCAGAGGCAUCUCAGAAUGGAGGCCCCAGUCACCUAUGGGGACAGUACGCAGGAGGCCCAAGGAUGUCCCCCAAGAGGACUAACAGUAUGGGCAGCAGCUGGGGUGUGUUCCCUUCUGGGGAGAGCCCUGCCAUUGUCCCCGACAAGCUCAGCUCCUUUGGGGCCGGCUGCCUGACUCCUUCCCACUUCCCAGAUGGCCAGUGGGGGCUGUUCCCCGGUGAGGGGCAACCAUCGACUCCCCAUCCUGGAGGACAACUGCGAGGCAAACCGUGGAGCCCCUGCAAGUUUGGGAACAGUGCCUCAGCCCUGGCUGGGUCCAGCCUGUCUGAGAAACCGUGGGGACUAGGGGUGGGGGAUUUCAACUCGGCCCUGAAAGGUGGCCCCGGGUUCCAAGACAAGCUGUGGCACCCCAUGAAAGGGGAGGAGGGAAGGAUCCCAACCCCCGGGGCCAGUCAGCUGGACAAAGCCUGGCAGUCCUUCGGCAUGCCCCUGGGUUCCAGCGAGAAGCUGUUUGGGGCCCUGAAGUCUGAGGAAAAGCUGUGGGAUCCCUUUGGCCUGGAGGAGGGGUCCGCCGAGGAGGCCUCCAGCAAGGGGGUGGUGAGGGAGGAGAAGAGCAGCGGGGGCAGUGGUGGUGCCGAGGAGGAGGAGGAGGAGCUGUGGUCGGAUAGCGAACACAACUUCCUAGACGAAAACAUCGGCGGCGUGGCCGUGGCCCCUGCUCACGGCUCCAUCCUCAUCGAGUGUGCCCGGCGGGAGCUGCAUGCCACCACACCACUCAAGAAGCCCAACCGCUGCCACCCCACCCGCAUCUCGCUGGUCUUCUACCAGCACAAGAACCUCAACCAGCCCAACCACGGGCUGGCCCUCUGGGAAGCCAAGAUGAAGCAGCUGGCAGAGAGGGCGCGGGCACGGCAGGAGGAGGCCGCCCGGCUGGGCCUGGGACAGCAGGAGGCCAAGCUCUACGGGAAGAAGCGCAAGUGGGGAGGCGCCAUGGUCGCCGAGCCCCAGCAGAAGGAGAAGAAGGGGGUUGUCCCCACCCGGCAGGCGCUGGCCGUGCCCACGGACUCCGCGGUCACCGUGUCCUCCUACGCCUACACGAAGGUCACUGGCCCCUACAGCCGCUGGAUCUAGGUGCCAGGGAGCCAGCGUACCUCAGCGUCGGGCCCAGCCCGAGCUGCCUCUGUGGUGCUUUUGCCCUCACUCCUGGGGGCGGGUUGGGGGUGCAAAAGUGUUUUUAUCUAUAUAUACAUAUAUGGAUAUGCAUAUCAUAUAUAUGUAUUUAUGGUCCAAACCUCAGAACUGACCCGCCCCUCCCUUCCCCCUACUUCCCCAGCACUUUGAAGAAGAAACUACGGCUGUCGGGUGAUUUUUCCGUGAUCUUAAUAUUUAUAUCUCCAAGUUGUUUUUUUCCCCCUUGUUUGGGGGGCUUUUAUUUUCUCUUUGUUUUUAAAAACUCUAUCCUUGUAUAUCACAAUAAUGGAAAGAAAGUUUAUAGUGUCCUUUCACAAAGGAGUAGUUUUAAAUUCCAUUUAAAAUGUGUAUUUAUUGGAUUUUUUUAAAGCGACAAUAGUAAUGGUAAAGGAUUGGCAGGAAAGGCCAGCAGUGCUCGUCCCUGCCUGGCGAGCCCAGCCUCUCAGGCGCUGGCAAGGCCCUCUCAGCCAUCUGCCCCUCACGAGCCAAGUACGGAUUGUAGCCACCCAGUCCCUCCCUCCUGACAGCUACCCCUUCCCUUUGAGGAAGGGAGCCCUCAGGACAGCCUCUGUCCUCUUGGUAGGAUGGGAGAAUUGCAGAAAAAAGCAUCUGGGGUCCCUUUUCCAGUCACCGGCUUGGAGUCGAGGGGCAGAUGCACCCCAGGCCAGGCCCUGAGACGCUGGCAUAGAUUUCCCCAGAAACCAGGUUGGAAGUAGAUGGCUUCAAGCUUUGCUAGUCUCCACACUGAAUCCUCUCUGUCCGUUAAGUCACAUGAUGUCAUGGUUCCCUAGGCAGCACCUCACGAUGGAGCGGGAGUUGCGAGGCUCUUAAGGGCCGCGUCCACCACGUUGCCAAGCUGAUGAAUACUGGGCUGAAGGAAUGUGUCUUAGUGGCAGUUGUUAAAGAUGCCCCAAAGUCUAUGCUGAUACUGAAAAAGGGCUACUGUAUCUUCAAAAACAGGAAGUUGAACCAAGCUGUGAAAAGCCAGCGGUGCUCUGGGCAUGGUGCUGUGCAGAGUCUGGUGCUGUAGUGUGGUGCUGGGACUUUCUUGACUCUUGGGCAGGUCGCAUCCUGCGGGAGCUCAGCAAACCAGUGUAACAGCAGUUCACACAUCUACCCUUAUCCUGGAUUUCCACAUUGGACAAUGGUGCAUGCCUCACACCUGAGCCCACCCCUCCAAGCUAUGGGGGGGGGGGGGGCUACACUUAAUUUUAAAGUGCAAGAGUCAAACGUUUUCAGCAGGUUGCUGUGAUUUUCCUCCCUAAUUGGUGCCAUUUCUCCACUUGAUCAUUUUCUUUAUUACUUCCUUCCCUCUCCGCCCACUUUAACAUACCUGUUCUAAAAUUCUGGUGCAUUCAUUUGGUUCUUUGAAGUGAGAAUGUGGUGCUUAAUUUUUGUGACAUUGGUGAGAGAGGCUGGGCCUGACAGGUGGAAGCAACACUCAUCUACAGCAAGUCAGACUUCUUGGAGUGUUGGUUUUUCCUGUGGUAUUAGCAGAAAUAAUAUCAAGCUACCCACAUGGGUGUGCGUGGUGAAUGGGGGGCUUUAUCAGGACACACAGAGGGAAAUAUGGCCACACAGUGAAUGACCACCAAGUCCUGAGUUUAACAUCAGAAUUGUCUGUUGAGCAGUUGUGUUCAGCUGUGGGUCUUCAUCAACUGAGUUUAACAAUCAGAUGACAGUGCUAAAGGCAAGUUCCUGAACUUCCAGGUGCCUUGUGUAAGAGCUGAGAGCUGACCCGCUGGGUGUUGACUGUAGCUGUUUGGAAGCACUGGCGGAUGGUCGCUGUAAGAUGUCCUUGAGCAUUUAUGUGGUCUGGUUUUAACUGUAAAUAGUGAAAGAUUUUUUUAAGCACUUUUGCCUAGAUUUAAGCAGCAACUUGAAAAAAAAAAAGUAUGUUUUAACAUGUAAUUGUGGGAGAAAUUGUAAAUAGUAGCUGAAUAUUUAACGUGCUUUGUCUAUCCUCCACUUUUACCAUAUUCUGUAAAGUUGCAUUUAUUUUACAGGACAAAAAUGAAAUAUUAUUGCUUUUGAAAUAAAUACCCAAGAGCUUAUCAGGAUUUAGAAUUAUUCAGAACUCAGAUUUAUAGGAAAAUCUCUGACCUUCAGUUUGACAAGCUAAAGGAAGCAGAGUCUUUCAUGAGCAUGCUAAUUUUCUAGUUUUGAGGGAAAAAAAAUUGGGUCCUUUAAAUGCUAUUUUGCUUAUCGCAUCAGUACUUUUAUGCAGGUCUCAUUUGACUCCGUGCUUAGGUAGUUGCGGGGGUGCCUUGAAAACUUCAUUUUAAAUGAUCUUAAGCAAGAAAUACACUAUUUUGCAAAACAUUUGGAGAAUGUGACCGUCUGUAUGACCCGUGAAGCCCCAGGUUGGCUGUUGGUUUGGAAGGUCCCUAGUGUAACCCAGGUGAUUCUGAUACUUGGCAUGUGUGAAUCUUCCUGAUGUAUGUUCAAUAUACUCCUCCCCUCAUCGUCCUCUGCUAGCAAAGCCAUUAGAUGAAAGGAGAAACCAAUACAAGCUAAAAGCAUGCGACAUCUGUCCCCCCAGCCCAAACAGCCUUGGUUUGUAAGUUUCUAGAUCAGGAAGCCGGCUGCUGAGAGGCGAGUCAAGAGGCAGUCUCCAUUGGAUGUUCCCACUCCCCUCAGAAUGGCGUUUUGAGAGUUAGGUGGUGCUGUUGCCGUGCUCAAGCCCCUGCUGAUUUGUACACACUACAUGUAUAACCUACCUCAAAUCUCAGUCAUUGAAAUUAGCAUGCUUUAGACUUAUAUUUAAAAAGUAACUAUGCACAGCUCUUUAAUCCCCCCUUGCUGCUGAAGGUUUCUUAAAGAGAAAAAUCAAAUUUUUAUUUUUUACUGGCACUAUCAUUUUUUAAAUCCUAAAGAUGAUUAACAGACAUUUUUAUCAUGAGAAGAAAAAUAAAGCCAUUGCAACUGAAGAACCUAACAGCAUGACAGAGUUUUAAGAGUAAUUCUAAGCAACAGAAAACGAUGGAGUCUUAUAGUCAUCUCCCCAGUGUACCCUGUCCACGGACACCAUCCACAUGCAGUGCAAAUAUUUGUUUCCUGUUUUGCUUUGUUUGAUUUUCCCUGCCUGUUGUGUGCAAGGGAAGUACUUGCAGAGUUCUGUGCUAAGAGGUUUUCAAAACUAAAAAUCACUUCGCAGCAGAUUCUCACAAAAUAACUGGUGCUAGCUCAAGAAACCAUUAACUGUCAGAGAUCUUGACUAAAGGUGUUGCAUGGAUCUGGGGGGCUUUUUCGUUUUUGUUGUUGGGUCUGGUUUUUUCAGGGCCUGAGUUUCCCACACCCCAGCUUCAUGAUGGGUACUGCUUUGCCUUCUCACCAAGAUGACAGUGGUGUGCGUGGAAAGAGAUGAUACCCUCCCCCCUUGGUCCUUCCACCAGCCUCUUUUGGAAACAAUAGUUUGCAGAGCAAGGGAUUUUUAAAGUGCUAAAGCAAGGGAAGGAGUAGCAGAGCUUAACUGCUUUGUAUCAAGCAGCAGUAAAUGUGUGAGGAUGGUUGGCAAUGUGUAGACGAUACCUGAUUUCACUGAGAGAAAUCCGACCAGACUUGUUUCUCGAAGGGUAAUCAAUGCGAGAUCUCAAACCAAGGCAAAGCUGGUGGAAAAUUAUACGAUAUCCCCGAUGUGCCUCAACCAGUAUCUCUUUCCUUUUGUUACUGAAGUGUGUUUUAUGGACUAGGAAGCAUUUCUAUGAAUUGAAAUAGUCUAAAUAAAAUGGUGCUACGGUGUUUUAAUGUGACUGUCCCAGAUCCUGUCUUGCUGAGGUGCUAUCAACGUUCUGAAACCACAACCAACCAAAAACAAGGUGGGCUCCAGUCUCUCUUGGCUUUUCCCUCCCCUCCUCUGGUGCUGUCUUAGACCUGUUUACCGUGCUGUAAUCUGCUCUGAGCAGUGUUUGUCUUGUUUUGUUUUUCUUCCCUUGGCCAAACAGCAAGUCAAGAAGGCAGCUAGCUCCCUUACGGUAGAUGGGAGUGGGACUGCCUGGCUUGGCAGGUGCUUUAGUUUCACACCUGUCGUCUCAGGCUCGAUGAGAGAGAGGGUUUGGGGGUUUGUUUCUGCGUUGUUUUGUUUUGUUUUCUUGAGGAAGGAGAGUUGGGCACUCUUGCCUCUUCCAGCAUGACAGGCAUUCUCCUAGCCAGGGACACUGAUUUUCCUCCUGCUGCCUGGGGUGCUAAGCGGACAUCUCUGGGAGUCCCGAGGGAGCUUCUUCCUCACCGGGCACUGGCUGGGACCAAGGUGGGCAGGGGCUUCACUUCCUUGCGCCUCACAGCCUUUGACCCAAUGUUGCUUCUGCCUCUUUUUGGUCACCCCGCGUGUUCUGACUAAAGGAAGGAUCUUUCUUAGCUCACUCGAUGCCACUGAGGCUGCUUUUUAGUUGGUGCUAAUCUAAAUUUCUUCUUGGGUCCACAGAAGUUGAUGUUUUAAAAACUCAACAGGAAGCUCCAUUAUGUGUCAUCCACUGUCACAAUAACUUUUUGUUAAAUACCUCAAAAACAGGACAUUGUGACAACUUCAGUAAAGUAGAUUCCAUUAGGGUCUGAUAUACCUGCAGGUUGUCUUUUCGAUGAUGUGCUUGACCUUGAAAAAUCUGGGGUCAUUUUGUUUUUCCUUCUUCAGCAGUUAGCAUGGCAGGACGCCUAAAAGGAAGGAGUGUGGUUGACUUUAUUUCGUUUCCUUUUUAAGUUUUGCUUUUGAAUAAGAUGUGAAUUUCCUAUGCCCAUCUCACUGAGCUUUCUCAGUCGUCAUCGCUGUCAUUUGAAAUGACUCAAAACCCGGUUUUAUCAGCCAGCUGCGUCUGCUGUAGAACAUGGCCAACUUCAACAUACCUUGGACCAAAACAACAUUUUGAAGGUGCAUACCCCUAGCGUAGGUCACACAGUCCCACGCCCAUGCGUGCGUAGAGUCUUUCCCACCAGUGCAGGGCGCCUCUCUGGUGCUCCCAACCCUUCUCCCGCUGAGCUGUCGGCAAGAGCAGAGCAAUAGGCUUCUCCCCUGAGCAGAGACCGCAGCACAGAGAUGCAAGGUCGAAAGUUGCUUUUUGCCACAGAAUCAGCGAGCGAUUUGGCCUACUUCCUCAUUUGCUUCUCUUCUGAUAUCAGGGAUGCUUUGUGUAGUGGUAUCGUUUGCUCCCUCUUCUCAUUUUGACAACCCAUCAUUCAGGAGUAACUCAUCACUCUUCUCAUGGGGACUUAAAUUACUCAUUGGCUUCUUUGAACAGUCCAAAUUUUAUUGGUUUCUAAUGCCUUUUUAUUUUCAGGGGGAAAAGGGGGGAGAAAAACAGGAGUGAUGUCAUUUCUUUUUUAUGUAUUCCAAUUAGAGACAAGGGCAAGUCGAAUAGUGGCAUAUUGAUACAUUAGACUAAGUCUAGAAUCCCUGUAGCUUUUCGAUGCGUUUUAUUUCUAUCUCUUUGAAUUCCUGUUUGGUUACUUGGCUUCCAAUGGAGGUGAACUUAACAACCAUACUUGAAUAUUCCGUCUUGACUUUGUAAACUGUGGCUACUUGAAAUGAAGUUUAUCUGGGGUUGAUGGAUGAAUGGUAGAAUUUUGCAAUGUCUCAAGGCAAUAGGAUGUGUAUUAUUAAACUGUAGAUAUUCUUAGUACAGUAAAUUUAUGCUGAUAAUUUUAUUUUGUAUAAUUUUUACCUUUUUGUUAAUAUUUCUCCUUCCACUUUAUUGGUUUGCCUCCUGAGCUACCCCUCCUUAACCUCCCUUCUCCCCCAGUGUUUCAGUAAAUUUAAUUUAGGGUGCCUAGAAAUUGCAAGUAUGUAUCCUUUUUUGAUUUGUAUUUUAUUAUAAUUUACACAAACAACUGGGUUUGUGAACUGUAUUACUCCUGGUAUCUUUAAAAUAUUGUGGGUGUUUUAAUAAAUUUUAUAUUUAUUUUUUGCACUCAAA
Messenger RNA from Carlito syrichta (Philippine tarsier), 11405 nucleotides. RefSeq names its product tet methylcytosine dioxygenase 3 (gene TET3). Lineage: Eukaryota; Metazoa; Chordata; Mammalia; Primates; Tarsiidae. The coding region runs from base 1 to 5439 and encodes 1812 amino acids. Gene Ontology annotation, cellular component: nucleus. The record is from RefSeq and is a predicted model, not a curated record. The transcript is spliced from 11 exons. Gene Ontology annotation, molecular function: DNA 5-methylcytosine dioxygenase activity; zinc ion binding; DNA binding. Gene Ontology annotation, biological process: positive regulation of transcription by RNA polymerase II; oxidative demethylation.